This is a messenger RNA of Cryptococcus amylolentus CBS 6039, 5203 nucleotides long. RefSeq names its product pentafunctional AROM polypeptide. The transcript has 6 exons. Bases 47 to 4873 code for a protein of 1608 amino acids. Gene Ontology annotation, cellular component: cytoplasm. The record is from RefSeq and is a predicted model, not a curated record. Gene Ontology annotation, biological process: chorismate biosynthetic process; aromatic amino acid biosynthetic process. Lineage: Eukaryota; Fungi; Basidiomycota; Tremellomycetes; Tremellales; Cryptococcaceae. Gene Ontology annotation, molecular function: 3-dehydroquinate synthase activity; 3-dehydroquinate dehydratase activity; 3-phosphoshikimate 1-carboxyvinyltransferase activity.
GAAAACAACCACUUUUCCCAAAACGGCCGGCAGAGAGACGUUCACCAUGGCCUCUUCCUCCGCCGACGUGCUCAAGAUCUCAAUCCUUGGAAACGAGUCCAUUCACGCUGGUUUCCAUCUCUUCCCCUACAUUUUCGAGACAAUCACCACCACCCUCCCCUCCUCCGCUUACGUCCUGGUCACAGACACCAACCUUUCUUCUAUCUACCUGAAUGACAUUCAGAAAGCCUUUGCCGAUGCUUCCGCCAAAAACGGCAGCAACGCCAGGUUCCUCGUCUAUGAGGUCGCUCCUGGAGAGGGCGCGAAGAGCCGAAAGGUGAAGGCCGACAUUGAAGACUGGAUGCUCGACAACAAGUGUACCAGGGACACCGUCGUGCUUGCUUUCGGUGGCGGUGUUAUUGGUGACCUUACUGGCUUUGUUGCUGCUACUUUCAUGCGAGGUGUCAAGGUCGUCCAAAUCCCUACCACUCUUCUGGCCAUGGUCGACUCUUCCGUUGGUGGCAAGACUGCCAUUGACACUCCCCACGGCAAGAAUCUCGUCGGCGCCUUCUGGCAGCCCAGCUAUAUCUUUGUUGAUCUGGCCUUUUUGACCACCCUUCCCCCUCGUGAGGUGUCUAACGGUAUGGCCGAAGUCAUCAAGACUGCUGCCAUCUGGAAAGACGACGACUUUGCUCUUCUCGAGUCUCGGUCAGCCGAAAUAUCUCUGGCUGCUUCUGCCCGUCCCACUGGCCCUGCUACUGCCGGCCGCUUUGAAGCCGACCGUUCGCACGCCCAGUCUCUUCUGCUCCGUGUUGUGACUGGCUCCAUCUACGUCAAGGCCCACAUCGUCACCAUUGACGAACGUGAGACCGGCCUUCGAAACCUCGUCAACUUUGGCCACACUAUUGGUCACGCGAUCGAAGCUGUCUUGACUCCCGCUAUGCUUCACGGCGAGUGUGUCUCGGUCGGUAUCAUACUUGAAGCAGAGGUGGCUAGGCAGCUUGGUGUUCUCAGCCAAGUUGCUGUUGGUCGAUUGACCAGGUGUCUCCAGGCAUACGGGCUCCCCGUCUCCUUGUCCGACAGGCGAAUUACCUCUCUCCCCGCAUCCAGCCAGCUCUCUGUCGACCGUCUCCUCGACAUCAUGAAGAUCGACAAGAAGAACUCUGGUGCUGCCAAGAAAAUCGUUCUCCUUUCUCGCAUUGGAAAGACCUAUGAAGAGAAGGCUUCCGUCGUCGCUGACGAUGUCAUCCGAAAGGUCCUCUGCGAGGCUGCCAUCGUCAAGGCUGGCAUCCCCACCAGGUCGCCCAUCACUAUGGCCACCCCCGGAAGUAAGAGUAUCUCCAACCGAGCUUUGGUGCUUGCAGCUCUCGGUACGGGCACCUGCCGAGUUAGAAAUCUUUUGCACUCUGACGACACUGCUGUCAUGAUGAACGCCCUCGUCGAGCUCAAGGGUGCAGUCUUCUCCUGGGAAGAUGGAGGCGACACCAUCGUCGUCGAAGGUGGUGGUGGCAUUCUUUCUGCCCCCGCUAAGGGCAAGGAGCUCUACCUCGGUAACGCUGGUACCGCCAGUCGAUUCCUCACCACUGUCUGCGCCAUGGUUUCAGGCGCCGCCUCUAGCGAAAAAUCCACCGUCAUCACUGGUAACGCGCGUAUGAAGCAGCGACCCAUCGGCCCUCUCGUCGACGCCCUGUCCGCCAACGGCGCUCAGAUCAAGUAUCUCGAGACUGUCGGAUGUCUUCCUCUUGACAUUGACACUGACGGCUUCCGAGGUGGCCACAUCAAGCUCGCCGCCUCCGUAUCCUCCCAAUACGUUUCGUCCAUCCUUCUCUGCGCUCCCUACGCUGCCGAGCAGGUGACCCUUGAGCUUACCGGCGGUCAAGUCAUCUCCCAGCCGUACAUCGACAUGACUAUUGCCAUGAUGAUCCAGUUUGGCGUCAAUGUCCAGCGACAGAAGGACGCUCAAGGCAACUUGCUUGACAUCUAUGUCAUCCCCAAGGCGACCUAUGUCAACCCUCCCCACUACAGCGUCGAGUCCGAUGCUUCCAGUGCCACCUACCCCUUGGCCAUUGCCGCCAUCACCGGUACCACCUGCACUAUCGACAACAUCGGUUCCUCCUCCCUUCAAGGAGACGCCCGAUUUGCCAAGGAAGUGCUCGAGCCCAUGGGCUGUGUGGUGGUACAAACUGCUACUAGCACCAAGGUCACCGGCCCACCCGUGGGCGAGCUGAGAGCUUUGGGCAAUGUGGAUAUGGAGCCGAUGACAGAUGCAUUCUUGACUGCUUCUGUCUUGGCUGCCGUGGCCAACAAGCCUUGUUUGCCCGAGCGAAGAGUUGAGGGCCUGCCUGAGACUGCUUCCAGGAUCUACGGAAUUGCCAACCAGAGAGUGAAGGAGUGCAACCGUAUCAAGGCCAUGCGAGACCAGCUUGCCAAGUUUGGUGUCGAGACUGACGAGUUUGAGGACGGCAUCAUCGUCUUCGGCAAGUCCCAGUCGUCUCUCCUCCGAGGUGCUUCCAUCCACUGUUACGAUGAUCACCGAGUCGCGAUGGCGUUCGCUGUCUUGGCGUGUAUCAUCGACAAGACCAUCAUUGAGGAGAAGCGAUGUGUCGAAAAGACCUGGCCCAACUUCUGGGAUGAUCUUCAGAACAAGAUCGGUGUUGCCGUUGAAGGCCAUGAACUCGAGGUCCACAACCACGCCUCCACCUCUGCAAAGACUCUCGACCACUCCCAGUCUGACCGCCCCAUCUUCCUCAUUGGUAUGCGAGGCGCCGGCAAGACUUAUCUCGGUCGUCUCGCCGCGGAUGUUCUCGGUGGUGAGUUCACCGACGCCGACGACGCCUUCUUUGAGGAGUCCAAGCUGUCUGUGCAAGACUUUGUCGCCGCGAAUGGCUGGGACGCGUUCAGGAAGCUCGAGACCGAAAUCUUGGGCAAGUUUAUCCAGGAGAAGAAGGGCAACCAUGUCAUCGCUCUUGGCGGUGGCAUCGUGGAGACUGAAGUUGCUCGACAGAUCCUGCAAGCCCAUGUUGCCAAGGGCGGGCACGUUGUACACGUUACACGAGCGCUGGAAGACAUCCAGUCCUACCUCGAUUCUAUCGGCAACACUGCCUCCAGGCCUGACUGGGGCGAGGACUUCGCCGACGUGUUCAAGAGAAGAGAACCGUGGUAUGUUGAGUCAUCAAGUCACGAACUUUACAACAUGCUGGAAGCUGUUGGCGGACAGACAGAGGAGCAACAUCAUCAGGCUAUGCGAGCCGAGUGCCACAGGUUCUUCCGGUUCAUCACUGGACGAGACUCUAACCGUCCUCGACUUGGUGCUGAGAACCCCACUUCUUUCCUCUCCUUGACUUUCCCCGACAUCACUCCUGCCCUUGCUCACAUGGCUGAGCUCACCGAGGGCGCUGAUGCCAUCGAGCUCCGUGUUGACUUGUUGAGUCCUUCUGGUCAGACGCCCACGACUCCAACUCUUCCUCCCGCGUCUUACGUAGCCAAACAGCUUGCCAGCCUCCGAUGCGCCACGUCACUGCCGAUCGUCUACUCUGUCAGAUCAAAGGACCAGGGCGGUUUCGCUCCUUCCGACCAGCCCGAGGCCUACGAGAAGAUGGUGCGACUGGGUUUGAGGAGUGCUUGCGAGUACGUGGACGUGGAAGUCUCUUGGCCCACCAAGGUGUUGAAGGACCUCACCGAGUCUAAGCGAGAGUCUCACAUUCUUGCUUCGUGGCAUGACUGGACAGGAAAGAUGGAGUGGGAUGGACAAAUGGUCAAGUCAAAAUACCUGCUGUGUAUCAAGUAUGGCGACGUAGCAAAGAUCGUGGGUACAGCCAAGUCGGCUUUGGACAAUUCCAAGCUCGCCAUCUUUGCCGAAGAAGUCAGGACGCAGCCCGGAUCCAAGCCUUUGUUGGCCAUCAACAUGGGCGCGGCUGGUCAGCUUUCUAGAGUCUUGAACCCCAUCCUCACCCCCAUCACCCACGCUGCUCUACCUUCUCGUGCGGCUCCCGGGCAACUCACUGCAAGGGAGGUAUUCGAGGCCCGCUCUCUUGUGGGGCUUUUGCCUCCCAAGAAGUUUGUCCUCUUUGGCAGCCCCAUCACCCACUCUGUUUCUCCUAUCCUGCACAACACGGGGUUCGCUUCGCUUCGCCUGCCGCACAACUAUACCCUUCACCAGUCGGAGGUCGUUGACCAGGGCGUCCUUAACGUAAUCAGAUCCCCCGAGUUUGGUGGAGCCAGUGUGACAAUUCCAUUGAAACUGGACGUCAUUCCCCAUCUCGACUCUGUAUCUGAAGACGUCAAGGUCAUUGGCGCCGUCAACACCAUCAUUCCUCGAGAAGGCAAGCUCCAUGGUGGGAACACCGACUGGCAAGCCAUACGUCAAGCAGCUGCCCAAAACUUGGCGCCUUCCGUGCUGAGAGAUUCGUCCUCUGCCGCGCUUGUCAUUGGCGCUGGCGGAACUUGUCGAGCCGCCAUUUACGCGGUUCACAAUCUUGGCUUCAGGAUCAUUUACCUGUUCAACCGUACACCCGAGAACGCUGAGAAGGUGAAAGCUUCUUUCCCCGAAUCUUACAACAUUGUUAUCAGCACCUCCUUGGCUGCUUUGCCCACUGCCCCUAGCGUUGUUGUGUCCACUGUCCCUGGUGACUCUUUGACUCUUGAUCCCGCUUCGACCGGUAUCCACUUCCCGCAGGAGGUGCUCUCUCGCGAAAGUGGUGUGGCCAUCGACUUGGCCUACAAGCCCCACAAGACUGCUCUUUUGCAGGCGGCGGAGAAGAAUGUUGGUUGGAAAGCUGUUCCCGGUGUGGAGAUCUUGUGCUUGCAAGGCUUCAAGCAGUUCGAAGAGUGGACGGGCAAGCGAGCGCCUGAGGGAAAGAUGCGAACGGCGGUGAUGGACAAGUACUUUGCCUAAGAAGUGCCAUGAUACUGCCUCUAUCCAGGCAAGGCAAGCAUACAGCAUGGUAAGUCCGCCUCCUAUUGCUUCACCCCAUCUGUGACUUCUUCGGAUGAUACUCUUUAUACAUUACAAAAUUUUCGUACCCCUUUCUUCGGGACAUCAUGGCGACCACAUUCUGCAAUACUGAAACCCUCUUUCCCUCCUAUUUAAUUGACUUUUGACCUGAGACCGAAACUCGAAACACUCGCUGACAAUCAUUUGUUACAGGCAUGGCAACGAGAAGGAAGAUUCUGGAAGAUAGGGUGUGAAUUUUGUUAGGUCUCCACAUGCAUACUAUCUCAAGCG